UAUGCACAAUUUUUUUUUUGUUAAAAGUGCUAUUAAUUUUAUGCUUUAACUGGAUGUAAAUGGACCGUUAAAGCCCAGCUCUGCUUGCUGAUGCCUGCGUGUAUCGAAAACCAAAAACCAGCCGCAGAGCAACGAACCCGCGACCGCCGAAACAUUUCAAAGACAAUCCACCAACAGCGGCAACACCGUCAACAGUCGGCCACACCACCAUCCAUUCACCGUCACCAUCACCAUCACCGUCGCCAACAGGACGAGGGCGAGGACAAUGGAUCAACUCAAACUCAGACCUUGUAACUGCCUGACCGCACAUCCACUGGCAGAGUGGGUGUGGGUGGAAUGUGAGCGGCUGUGCACCCUUCGUCUUGCCAGUUUUCGAAAAGGGUUCUCCGAAAAGGGUUGCCACCGCACCCCGAUGCCCAUUGAGGACUCAUGGAGCAAACGGUUUCGGCAUUUCCCUUUUGUUUCCGCCUGCAUCCUUUGGCCAAGACACGGACACCUUCCCCUUCCCACCACGCUGCCACAAUGGAAAAUACAAUUUUCGCAAUCUUUGCUUAUCUUUUCAUCUCUCUGUGGCUGCCUCGUUUGCUGCACGAUUCGUUGUUGCUGCUGUUGGCCAUCCAGAAAAUCGGUAAAAAGCUAAGAUCCAGGGGGCGUGGCUGAUACGAAGGCGGAGGAGCAGAAGAAUGUGUUGGCCGUGCAUCCUUUGUUUGUCGGCAGUGCCGGUAAUGCCGAGUUGGAGCAGUAAGCUCUAAGCAUCGGUUAUGGGCGAGGUUCGUUUGAAAAAUAACAACCGUUUCCCAUCUGAUUCUUUUUUAUGGUGGCUGAGUCCUUAAUAUUUAUUGAAAAAGGCGACAUUCCAUUUUAUUUCCAAGUAAGAAAGAUAAUCAAGUGCACUUUUCAUGACUUACUAUCUUUAUUAUACUAUCAUAAAACUUAUAGCAUACUAUUACUAAU
Molecule: messenger RNA, 954 nt
Organism: Drosophila melanogaster (fruit fly)
Lineage: Eukaryota; Metazoa; Arthropoda; Insecta; Diptera; Drosophilidae
Exons: 3
Coding region: 266-640 (124 amino acids)
Source: RefSeq, marked reviewed